AUGGGAGAACUCGAUACAAACAGGUCCGAAUCUAACGAUUCAGAUUUGGAAUUUUGAACUGAGCUUGACAAGGUAUUUUUUGAAUCAGAAACCACCUCUACAAAAUAAAAUUUUUGCUAAUUUUGCUUAUCAACUCUUUUCUCAAAAAUCUCAACAAUUAAAAGAUUUAAAGCAGAAAUCAAGUAUCCCAGAUCUAAACCCUGAAAUUAAUAUCAAAAACACAACCGAAAUCGGCUCGAAUUGAUCAAUCGAGAUCCUCAAAGAAAAGCUCACAAGGAUACGGCAAGCUAAAGACGAAGAAUUAGCUGCUAAUUCAAUUGUGAUUCGAAAUCGGACGAAAAAUCAUUAUAAAGACAUGUUUAAAGAGCUCGAAACUAAGUACACCCAAGAUAUUGGAGGCUUAAUUAACGAAUAUGAAGAGCUUAAAAUGCUUGCUUUCUAUAAAGACAAAACUAUUGCCCAACUGACUUCAAUGCUAAUCGACCUUGAAAUUUUUUUUUCCACACAAAGGCUCGAUCUAAAGUCUUUAGGAACCGACCCUAAUAAAUCACCGAAAGAAAAUCCCGGCCUACAAUUUUCUCAAGAAAUUAUAAAUUUAUCAAAUCAAAUAGAAAAUAUGAAAGAAGUUUGUCUUAUAUAUCAAGAAGAUACAAAUAAAGCUAAAGAAAAGGCAAAAAAGGCUAAAGAAAAGAAGGAAAAAUUAAAAAAAUUUUACGAAAAAGAAAUUGAAAACUUGAAAAAUAAUUUUGAGAUGAAGGAAAAAGAAUGAGAAGAGGUAAAACAGAGGAUGGAAAUUGAGUAAAAUAUAAGCAGAUUCGAAAAAUAUAAAAAAAAUGCUGAAAAAGAGCUAGAAGUCAGGGAGCUUAUUGAUAAUCGAGCUAAAGAGCAUAUUAAGUCAUUGCAGGAAGAGCUUAAAAAUGCAAAAGUGGUAAUGCAGAAUCCUAGACUCCGUAUGAAAAUUAGGGAAAAACUAAGUGAGUAUAUGGCAGACCACGAAAAGUCUUUAAAUGAGUCAAUGAGGCCUGCAUCUGUUCUUCCUUCUCAAAAUUUUCAUCGACGAAGAAUUCACCAUAUAAAAAAUCGAUCAUCUGCCAACCAAAAUGCCUCCUUCGACCUUUCUUCUUCUCUUGAAGAAGACAGCUUAUCACUUAAUGGAAUUUUUGCUCGAAAAAUCUCUACUCCUUACUGUGCUCCUUCUUCUCGACGAAAAGCUGCAUCUUCCAGCUUCUCUUAUGGCUCUACUAAAACUCCGACACCUACUCUUAUGUAA
Molecule: messenger RNA, 1270 nt
Organism: Blepharisma stoltei
Lineage: Eukaryota; Ciliophora; Heterotrichea; Heterotrichida; Blepharismidae
Source: the annotation of a GenBank genome assembly